AGUCAGUCUGAAGCCAGUUCUCAGCGAUGUCGCCGGCGUGGAUGUUGCUGGUCCUCGCGGCCGUUGUAAUUCCUUCAACAAGGGGAAUCUGUCCUCUUCAGCCCACCCCAGCGCUGACGACAGCCCGAAGAACCCCCGGAGAUGGCGGGUACAGAAUCCUCACGAGUGGAAGGGACACGAAGUACAUUCCCAACACGAUCUACGCAAUUAGUCUCAGAGGGUACCAGACACACGAGCGACACCAGGAGUUCACGAGGUUCCGACUGUCUGUUGACUCUCAGCACUCGCCAAAUAGUCAAGUGGCUAAAGUGGGCUCCUUUCAACUUUACCCGAACGGCUUAACAACAUUUGAUGAGGAUUGCGUCAACACGGUUUCCGAAAUAAGCGAUAAUGGGAAGGCGGAGGUUCAAGUUAUGUGGAGGGCUCCAGCCGCUGGGUCCGGGUGUGUUAUGUUCACGGCUAUGGUCAUGGAGUCACUGUCGACGUGGUAUGCGGAGGAUGGGAACCUGGUGAAGACCUUCUGCGAGGCGACUUCGGAGACUUCGGACGAUCGGGACGCUUGCUGCGCUUGUGAUGAGGCUAAAUAUUCGUUGAUAAUGGAGGGCAUCUGGUCAAAUACGACACAUCCCCGGGAUUUCCCCUUCUCCGCUUGGCUAACGCACUUUAGCGACGUAAUCGGUGCAUCCCACGAGCCCAGUUUCUCCUUCUGGGGCAAGGAUCACAUCUCCACGGAUGGCUUCAGACAAUUGGCCGAGUGGGGCUCAGCGUCGGGAUUAGAGGCGGAACUUCGCGCCAAAUCACAACACUUGAGAACACUGGUCAAGGCCGCUGGGCUCUGGUAUCCCAAUGUCAACACUAACACCACAACUAGUUUCAGGGUGGAUCGUAAGCAUCCACUGCUGUCGGUUGCCUCGAUGCUGGGACCAUCGCCUGAUUGGGUAGUUGGGGUCAGUAAACUGAACCUUUGCCAGAAGGAUUGCUCUUGGGUAUCGAGGAUGAAUAUUGACCUGUAUCCUUGGGAUGCGGGGACCGACAAUGGCAUCACCUACAUGUCACCCAAUUCGGAGACCAAACCCAGGGAAAAAAUGAAACCCAUCACUACUUUAUAUCCGGAGGAUCCGCGGUCACCUUUCUAUGAUCCUAGCGGCAAACCCAUGCUUCCGCUGGCUAGGCUCUAUCUCACGAGGGAGAAGGUCAUCGAGAGGGGGUGCGAUGAGGCCACACUUCAGGAACAAGUCUCGCAAUUUGAGGUCGCGGAGAAUACGGAAGACACUAGUCGACCUGAAUGUGCUACGACGGAUUAUACUGCCUGGUCACCCUGUUCAGUCACAUGUGGGAAGGGACUACGAAUGAGAACACGCGCGUACUUAAUGCCCGAGAAGGCGUCAAUGCUGCAAUGCAACAGACAACUGGUCUCCAAGGAAAUGUGCGUCGCUAGCGCACCGGAGUGCCCAGGGGCCGAGGGGGACGUUGACGACGACAACCUGACUGUUGCACUUCAGGAUCCAGCGAUUUGCGAGGUCAGUGGAUGGACCGAGUGGUCGGAGUGUUCGUCGACGUGCGGAGGUGGGAUUAAGAUGAGGACCAGGAGAUUCAAUAAUAAAAUGGGGAGGAAGAAGUGUCCUCAUGUCAGUUUAGUGGAGAAAAUCGAGUGCACGGGACCACCUUGUGCGGCGGGAACUGAAGAAGUUAUUGAUCCAUCGUGCAAGGUCACAGAUUGGUCUGAUUGGUCUCCCUGCAGCGCAAGCUGCGGAAAAGGAGUGAAAAUACGAACUCGUCUCCUAAUGGUUGAGCCAUCGAGACAAGAAGAGUGCUCCUCUCGUGUGGAGCUCCUCCAGCAACGCACCUGCCUCGUCCAAGCAGACUGCACCUUCGACAUGGCGACUGCGAAGGUCGUCUGCAUGGAGGAGGCGGAUGUGGGGCCAUGCAGGGGGUACUUCCAACGAUGGGCUUUCGACCCAAAACGACUCGACUGCAUAUCCUUCGGAUACGGAGGAUGCAGGGGAAAUAGAAACAACUUCCUGACCUUCGAGGAGUGCAGCAAUACUUGUGGCGUAGUUAAGGCUGCGUUGACGGGGCAACAACCCUCCGGGCUGGAGGGUCCAGUCGGUCAACCAGCUCUUCCUUCUGUGGAUUGUAUGGUUUCCGAAUGGUCACCCUGGACUCCCUGCUCUGUUAGUUGUGGCAGUGGUCGGGUCACUAGCUUCAGGAUGAUUAAGAGGGAAUCUGAAAAUGGAGGCAAACCCUGUCCGAGAAAGCUCACCAGACGUGCCAGAUGUCAAUUAGCUCCCUGUGAUUAAACCAACUUAAUUCUACGAAGAAAAAAGAAAAAAAAAACUUACGAACCAAUUACUUAAUUAAUCAAGGUGAUGAAUACACUUGAGCCACGACAUACUUACUCUCCUUAAUCAUUAAUUUUUUUAUUUGGUUGAGUAUGCAAUAAAAAGGCUGAUGGUAUUCCAUUCUUUGGUAUCCUUAUAAUUCCCACUCCUUCCAUUCUUCCCUCUGAUAAAUAUACGCGCCAAAUUCAUGUUGUUCCACAUUGUGCGUUCGCAUCUGAAUUAAAAUUACUAUGUCGUUUUUUAA
Molecule: messenger RNA, 2586 nt
Organism: Diachasma alloeum
Lineage: Eukaryota; Metazoa; Arthropoda; Insecta; Hymenoptera; Braconidae
Gene: fat-spondin
Product: spondin-1
Exons: 8
Coding region: 27-2300 (757 amino acids)
Biological process (GO): cell adhesion
Cellular component (GO): extracellular matrix
Molecular function (GO): serine-type endopeptidase inhibitor activity
Source: RefSeq, a predicted model, not a curated record